Messenger RNA from Peniophora sp. CBMAI 1063, 1245 nucleotides. The record is from the annotation of a GenBank genome assembly. NCBI's taxonomy places the organism in Eukaryota, Fungi, Basidiomycota, Agaricomycetes, Russulales, Peniophoraceae.
AUGUUCUCUACGCAGGCUCUGGGCGCCCCGCUCCGGCGUACGCUGGUCACGGCUCGUGGGUGGCCGACCACGCGCUUGAGAACACUUCAUGCUACAAGGAUCAUUCGUGCCGACACCAUCAAGGUUCCCGGCAUGGCGGAUUCGAUCACAGAGGGCACUCUCAAAACGUGGUCAAAGCAAGUUGGCGAGACCGUCAAUGCCGAUGAGGAGGUGGCGAUGAUAGAGACAGACAAGAUGAAUGUCUCCGUGAACGUGCCCAGAGCAGGCAAGAUCGUCGAGAUACUUGUUGGCGAGGAGGACACAGUGCGUGUUGGCCAAGACCUUUUCCGAAUUGAAUAUGGCGAGGUGGCCAGCGAGCCGGAGAAGGAGCAAAUGGAGUCUACCAAAGUCGAUCAGCCAACCCCGCUACCUACCCAAUUGUCCACAGCGCCCGGGGUUACCGCAGUACGUGAGGACGCAGGUGAUAAGACGAAUGGUCCCAAGCAGUCAUCCGAGUCAACUACCAAGUCGGAGGAAGAGACCAAACACGCUGCUCUCGGGAGGAGCAAUCGCAACGAGACUCGUGUGAAGAUGAGCGGCGUGAGGUUGCGGAUCGCGGAACGCAUGAAGGAGUCUCACGACACAACCGCGUUCCUGACUACCUUCCAAGAGAUCGACAUGAGUAACCUCAUGAGUAUGCGCGACGCGUACAAAGAUACGAUCCUCAAGGAACACAACGUUGACCUUGGCUUCAUGCCUGCCUUCGCCCGUGCGGUAUGCCUCGCCGUGAAGGCCAUGCCUGUCGCGAAUGCCUCCAUCGAGGGCGAUGAGGUUGUAUACCGCGACUACGUUGAUCUCUCUGUGACGGUAGCCUCGCCCAAGGGUCUCGUCACGCCAACCAUCCGCAACGCGGAGUCGAUGUCCUUCAUUGAGUUCGAGAAGGCUCUCAGCGCAGCCGGCAGGAAGGCACGCCACAGCCAACUUACACUGGAAGACUUGACCGGGGGAAGCUUCACCAUCGCCAACGGCGGCGUCUCCGACUCGUUAUUUGGUCAAGCAAUGAUCAACAUGCCUCAGAGCGCCGUGCUCGGUUUGCAUGCCAUCAAGGAGAAGCCUACUGCUGUGAAUGGUCAAAUCGUCGUUAGGCCCAUCAUGGUUGUCUCGCUCACGUACGACCAUCGGCUACUCGACGGCCGUGAGGGUACGACCUUUCUUGUACGUGUGAAAGAGUAUAUCGAGGAUCCUCGCAGGAUGAUUUUAGCAUGA